Molecule: messenger RNA, 597 nt
Organism: Daphnia pulicaria
Lineage: Eukaryota; Metazoa; Arthropoda; Branchiopoda; Diplostraca; Daphniidae
Product: interferon-inducible double-stranded RNA-dependent protein kinase activator A homolog
Exons: 4
Coding region: 1-597 (198 amino acids)
Source: RefSeq, a predicted model, not a curated record
AUGGAACAAGUUUCCCUGAGACCAAGUUCUGCUAAACAAGAAAAGACUUUUGUCAGUGUGUUUCAUGAGCUUUGUAAAAAAUUUGAGUUUGGAGUAGCCAAGUAUAGCUUGGUGGCUGAGCAAGGUGAUCCCCACAGUCGAACUUUCUUGAUGAAUUUGACUGUAGACAUUUUGGGCAUUACAGUUGAAGGCAUUGGCUUAACCAAGAUGCAAGCAAAGCAUGAUGCUGCCUAUAAAAUGAUGUUUCAAAUCAGGGAGACUUAUCGAGCCAAUGGAACUCUCAACAGUGUCCCAAGAACUGUUAUCUUGAGCAGGCUGGAAAAAUUGGGAACACUAAAGGAAGACAUCAUACCCAAACCACCAACAGAACCAACUUUAAAUCCAUCUGGGGUUCUCUCAGAAUGGCGCUUCACCAGACACAGCACUCUUCCUGAAUACAGGGUUGUUCGAACUUCAGGUCCUUCUCACUCCAAAACAUAUUUUAUGACUUGCAAGCUUAGUGAACGUGUCACUGAAGGUGAGGGAAAGUCAAAGCAGGCAGCCAAAAAUGACGCUGCCCAAAAAAUGCUCCAAAUUCUGGAAGACGAAGAGUUGUAA